Drechmeria coniospora is the source of this 3573-nucleotide messenger RNA. Its product is annotated as SNF2-related protein. Gene Ontology annotation, molecular function: ATP-dependent chromatin remodeler activity; ATP binding. Lineage: Eukaryota; Fungi; Ascomycota; Sordariomycetes; Hypocreales; Ophiocordycipitaceae. The transcript has a single exon. The coding region runs from base 1 to 3573 and encodes 1190 amino acids. The record is from RefSeq and is a predicted model, not a curated record.
AUGGAUUCCAAUGGUAUUUGCCCUACGCUCCUCCCUGCGAGUGCCACUAUGCGUACGAGUGCGAGUGCUGCCCUCGUCGCUUCGAGUGAUGCGAUGGCGGCUCCACCGACUUGGCACCCACCCAAUCAUGCUCUCCUCCACGCUGACAGCCAUCAUCUUUUUCAAGGCCGAUCGUCGCAGCCUCCCGGAUCCUUGCCGGCCUGGGACCCGGCCGCUUUGCUCCAACCGGGUCGCCGAGCCACGAGCGCCGUCGACCUGAGAGCGACGGGUUCGAACCAUCCGCUGCUUGCCCAGCAUCAUCCGUCGAGAGAUCGCUCCGGUGGUGCCGCGAACCCCUUGGUCUUCCAGUUUGCGACGGCCGACGAUUCGUCCGCCAGCGGCGCGCCCAGCGGCACCUCCACCCCCUGCAGCAGCGACCUCUCGGCCUCGAACGGCGUUGGAACCUGGGUCGAACGCAUGAACCAUGUCCAGAACCGCUCCUCCGUUCCCCAGGCCAAACGCCGCAAGACCGAGGACGGCCAGGACUUUGCCGCUAGGGCCAACAAUAUCCCCGUUCGAGGUGGAGGCGGUGGCGGCACAGGCAUCGCCGCCAGCUACCUCAACGACAAGCGAGAAGCGGCCGCUCAGUCCUCCUCGACCGUCGACUUGACUGCCGGUAAGCGCUCAUCCUCCACUCCGUCAUCUUCUUCCUCCUCUCGAGCUCUCCCUCUCGAGCACGACGCAGGACUAGCCCUCGCUGACGGCUUGUCCCUGCCAGCCAACGAUGACGAGGUCAUGAUAAUCACCGAUCCCAAGGACGAGGAGGUCUGCUAUGGCAUGAUUAAGAGCGCCAUCAACUGCUUCAAGGUCCCGGCCCCGAAACCUGGCAUGCAGAGUCUCUGGGGCCCAAGCUAUCAGCCGGGCAUCAAGAUCAAUCUGAAGCGUCAGGUUGGCGAGGUGUCCCUCAAAAUCCAAGCGGCGGAUCACACCCGCGAUAUAGUCGGCCUCGUCGAACCCACUAGUGCCGCCGCUUUCUGCCCCCUCCUCGAUACCAACAUCCGUCUGAGGACCGAAUGUCGGAUCCCGCCUCAGCCCAAGCGGGCGGGUGAGGAACCCGGCCGACCCAUCUCGCGCUCCUAUCCCCUCGACGUCACCAUGUAUGGCCCGAAAAGGUACGCCAAGAACGUGGGCAUUCUGCUCCAAAAGUACAGCUUGAAACUCCUCGCGCCCUCCCUCGUUCAGAAGGGUAUUCAGGUCUACAACCCGCACACCACCCUCUACUGCCCACCGGCGCCCAAGGCGUACCCGCCAGCCUCCCAGACCUCCUUCGCGAGCAUCGCCAACAGAACGGUCGAGGAGAUUCGCUCCGAAGUCAUGGGCGUAUUCGAUUCGCUCAAGAGGAACGAGAAUAUCCCUACCAUGGACCCCGAUCCGACCAUCAUGACGCCCUUGCUCGAGCAUCAGAGGCAAGGACUGUACUUCAUGACGAUGCGAGAAAAGGCCCUGAGUGAGCAGGAGAGCGAGAGUAGCAUCACCACAUUUUGGAAGAUCAAGCGGAACGCCAAAGGCGAGCAGGUAUACUCCAAUGCCAUCACCGGACAGGAGCAGCGCAUGGCCCCUCCCGAGACGCGCGGCGGAAUCCUCGCCGACAUGAUGGGCCUCGGCAAGACCCUCAGCAUCUUGUCGCUCAUCGCGAGCACCCGCGACGAUGCCCGGAAAUGGGCGCUCCUCAGCCCAGUUCAGCGCCCGCCUGCCGACCCAAGGCCCAUCCGGGAUGACGGCCUGAUGAUGCAGCAGCAGUCCACCUUUGACCCCGCCCCCGUCGUGCACCAAGCCAAGUCGACCUUGAUCGUUUGUCCCUUGAGCACAAUCACCAACUGGGAGGAACAGAUGAAGCAGCACGUCCAACCCGAUACUCUCUCCUAUCACAUCUACCACGGCCCGAGCCGCAUCAAGGACCCUGCCAGGCUCGCUUCCUUUGACAUCGUCAUCACGACCUACGGCUCCGUCUCCAACGAGCUCAGCUCCCGUCGGAAGGGGAAGGACGGUGUCUUUCCCCUCGAGGAGAUUGGCUGGUUCCGCAUCGUUCUCGAUGAGGCCCACAUGAUCCGCGAGCAGUCGACCCUGCAGUUCAAGGCCAUGUGCCGACUCCAGGCCGAACGGAGGUGGGCCGUCACGGGCACCCCCGUGCAGAACCGACUCGACGACCUGGCUGCCCUCCUGGCCUUCCUUCGCUUGCAUCCCUUCCACGACCGGCCCAAGUUCAACCGCUACAUCGUGGAGCCGUUCAAGGCCUGCGACCCGGAGAUUGUGCCCAAGCUGCGUGUUCUCGUCGACACCAUCACCCUCCGCCGCCUCAAGGACAAGAUCAACCUGCCCCCGCGCGAGGAUCUCGUCGUCAAACUCGACUUCGGCCCCGACGAACGCGCCGUCUAUGACCUCUUUGCGAGGAAUGCCCAGGACCGCGUCAGGGUUCUUGCCGGGGGCAACAUCGGAAAGGCUCUGGGAGGAAACACCUACAUCCACAUUCUCAAGGCCAUCCUGCGCCUCAGGCUUCUCUGCGCGCAUGGCAAAGACCUCCUCAACGACGAAGACCUCGCCGCCCUGAGAGGCAUGUCGGCGGAGAUGGCCAUUGAUGUUGACGACGACGACGACGCUGGUGGGCCGACCUUGUCGCAUCAAAAGGCCCACGACAUGUUCUCGCUCAUGCAAGACACGAACAACGAUGCCUGCAUAGAUUGCAGCAAGAAGCUCAACGCGAGCGAAGGACAGAGCCUGGACGCGGAAUCUCAAGAUGAAAUUCUCGGCUACAUGACCCCUUGUUUCCACGUCGUCUGUCGCUCAUGCCUCAAGGGAUAUCAGGAACGAGCCGAAGCUAUGCGACACCCGAAUCGGUCCACAGGACCAUGCCCCGUCUGCAACUCGCCGGUUCGCCUCGAGUUUGUGGAGCUUCGCCGCGACGACGUGGACGCCGAACACGACGGGCCUGCCAAGAUCAAGGCCAAGAACGCGCGGAAGAAUGAGGAUAAGUAUGAAGGUCCUCACACAAAGACGAAGGCACUGCUCGAAGAUCUCAUGAAGUCGAGAGAAGCCAGUGCCUCGAACCCGUCCGAGCCCCCCUUCAAGUCCGUCGUCUUCUCUGGCUGGACAUCGCACUUGGACCUCAUUGAGCUGGCCCUCGGCGCCGCUGGCAUCUCGUUUGCUAGGCUUGACGGUACCAUGUCGCGCGCCGCUCGCACGGCGGCCAUGGACAGCUUUCGCGAGGAGAACAGCGUCGAGGUAUUGCUCGUCUCCAUCAUGGCCGGCGGUCUAGGCCUCAAUUUGACGGCCGCCAAUAGCGUCUACGUCAUGGAGCCGCAGUACAACCCGGCGGCCGAGGCGCAGGCUAUUGAUCGCGUCCACCGGCUCGGCCAGAAGCGUCCCGUCCGUACGGUUCGGUACAUCAUGCGGGACAGCUUCGAGGAGAAGAUGCUGGAGAUUCAAGACAAGAAGAUGAAACUGGCCAGCCUCAGCAUGGACGGCCAGAACAGGAGACUAGACAAGGCUGAAGCCGCGAGGCAGAAGCUCAUGGACCUGCGCAGCCUCUUCAAGUGA